UUAUCUUCUCCUCUAACACACACACACACAUAUCCACUCGUAUGCUAUUCAGUGAAAUUCGAACCAUUCCUUGGAAUCGCAUUCUUUCUUUGCUGGAGCAACCAGUGCCUGUGUGCGCAGCCGCGGGUGCAUUGUUGAAGCUUUCACGGCGAUCGGGGGCGUGUGUGUGUGUGUUUUUUUUUUUUUAAUUUCGUGUGCCAAUCGUGCGCGUCUGGCCGGGCCGCUUUCGCCGUGCGUAAAUAUCCAGUAAGGUGCGCCACAGCGGGCGCAAGUGCGCAAGAUUACAUGACAACGCGCUGUCACCUGCGUGUGCUGGAAGUUGGUGUCGUAAUUGUUCUCAUCACCAGCAACUUUGGUGUCUUUGUGUGUUUGAAAGUGUCGUAAAUCGUGUCUCAGUUGAAGUGAAAAGAGCAAAUUCCCUGUACUGCUAACAGACGGCUAGUGCGUGUGUGUGUGUGGGUGUACUCUGUCCGCACUGGACAGCACUUGCAAGGCGUGUUACAGCUAGCAGCACGCGCGGUCCAACCGGUUUCUGCGGCAACGCAACUUGCUGCGACUGCGGAAACUAUGCGCACGGGGUCUGGCCUUGCUGGGUUAAGCGAACAUCAUCACCUUGCUUCUUGGAAGCGCACCUCUGGAUGCAAUUAUUGUGUCGAUCAUCGUGCGCUGGCUGGCAUUAGCGAUGAAUAACUUGAGCGGAGAUAAACCCCAGCAAACGCCGGUACCGCAGCCGCGGCCGCGCCAGCACGUCGAAUCGAAUGCGCAGCAAGAAGCGACGCAGUACGUAAACGUUGCGCUAGAGCCGAUUCCUGCGUCGCCACAACCGCCAGCCACGAAUCACACACCGGUGCCGGCCCCUCGGCAGCGCACCAAGAUAGUGCUGGUGGAGGAAGAGCCGAGCCCGAGCGGCGGCGCCGCCGCCGCCGCCACGCCGAGCGCUGACGACGACCACCACCACCACCACCGGCAGGACGAACGUUAUCAGAAUGUGGUGAUCGUGCGGCCAGCCCCACCGAGUCCGGCGCAGGGCGGGGCGGGAAGCAACCGGGCGACUGUUGCUGCUCCUCCUGCUGCUUCUCCUGCUGCGAGUGAGACGACGAACCUUCGGGGCAGCUUGAGCGAGCUGAAGAUACACAACGAGCUGUGGGAACCGGCGGCGGCUGCCAAUAAGCAGGGCGAGGAGGAUCCUGGCCCCACGGUGGGCGGGGAGGGCGGCAAGUACAAGACGCUGUCGCCGGGCGAUCUGUUCAAAACGAUCGGCACCGCGUCCCGCAUGCUGACCGAGUCGAUCGGCGAGCGGGUCGCGCACAAGACGAAGAAGGUGGCCCAUCGGCUGGAGGGCUGGAGCCAGGAGGCGCGCCAGAGCGCGGCCGGCAAGCUGCUGGGCAAGAGCGCCAGCCAGGCAUCGGUGGGAGGCGGCGGCAAGUCGGAGCAGCGCGCCGCAGAGGGAAAGGACGACUCGCCCCGAGAAAGCAAAGGCGAAACGAGCGCGAAGGGGACGGCGCCGCGGCCACACUCACUCACCUCGCCGGACGUGAUGCGCAAGAUACGGUUCGACAGUCCGCUGGCGCUGAACAAUGCGGAAGCCCAGCAGGCGACUUACGACACGCCGAAGAAGAGCAACAAACCGACCAAUCUGUUCCGGUCGCCCGGUUCGCCGGCCACGUCCACCGCUCCGUCGUCCCGCGGAGGCAGCAGUGUGCACGUGAGCAGCAGCAGCAGCCUCGCCUCGUCGGAGGGAGGUGAGCCCGGCCGGCCCACCGGUCGGUUCCAGCGCAACGUGCCAGCAAGCCAGAGCCUGUACAGCCACGUGGUGCCGAAGCGGGAUCGAGCACCGUGCGCGAACGAUCAUUCGCCCGCGCCGGGCCCGCUGGCGCGCACCAGCAAGAACAAGAGCGAAUCGAACCUGUACGAAUCGAUCUUCUACGUCGGUCCGCCGGCAGCAGCGGCGGAUAGUAGCGGUGGAGGGACGAGCGACGGCAUUUACGGCAAGCUGAACAUCAUUCCGCGCCCAGCGAUUUCCAGCUCGAGCAGCAGCCUGUCGGGCGGCGGUGUUGGUGGCGGCUCGCUGCAGCACGAGGAAGUGGACGGCGGGGCCGGCUCGGAGGAGGACAACACGGUGCACGAGCUGAACCAAGGCGAGUCCCGGUCGGGCGGUGUGCGCGUGCGCGACAAAGCGUCGACCAACAAACCGUCGGCGUCGGCCAAGUCGUCCCCCACCUCGGCACGCACCGGUGGCGGCGGCGCCCUGCGACGCAUCUUUUCCCGCCGUCUGUCCGUGGGCGAGGAGCAGGCGCAGCAUCAGCAGCAAAACUUGCGCUCCGACUCGUGGAACUUUUACGACGUGACGGCCGCCUGCUCGUCGUCGCCUGCCACCGAUCGGCGCGACGCUGACGGCGAGGAGUACGAGGCACUGGUGGACGAGGAGGAGGAGGAGGAGGAAGCGUUGAGUGUGUCGCAGAUCAGCACGCCGGAACCGUUCUACGAGAACAGCGAGCUGCCGUCCGCGGUGCCACUUGCGGAACAGCUGGCCAAGCGACGAACCCCGCACGAUCUGCUGCAGCCGGUACCGAUCGGCGAGCUGGACGUGCAGCUCCGCCACGACUACGACGAGGUGUCGAUAGCGGACAUUAUCGACGAGUUCGAUCCGCUGGCGAGCGGCACGACGGCGGUGGUGAGCGUGGGGGCGGCACUGGAAGCGAUCAUCGAGCAGGACGGCUCGGAAGGGGCACCACCGGGCGGCAACCUGGCCCUGAUCGAGAACCUGCUCGGCGAGGAAUCGUACAGCCGGAUGCCGAAGCGUGUGUCGCGGGACGGCCCCCCGGAACGGUGCCCGCGCCCGCCGCAACGGUCGGACUCGCUGUUCAUCUCGGGCACGGCAUCGUCGGCGGAGACGGGAGCACCGCCACCAGACCGGGCAGUGCCAGCCAAACCGGCGCGCCGAAAGUCCAACCGUCCGUCCAGGCCGGCCGACCAAACCGUCAGCCAGAUCAUACAUCAAAACCUGAACCUGCCGACCGGCAGCGUGGACAAUCUGGUGGAGCUGGAGGAGCGGCUGAUCGAGCCGCACCUGGCCCGAACCGAGGACGAACCGCCGAUCGGUGGUAAUGGGGACGAGCAGGUCGAUUUGAGCUACUCCCGCGGACCACAAACGAGCUGGUACGUGGAGAGGGAGGGACCGGCCGGCAAGGAGGAGAUAGCGAUUAACACGAACCAUUUCAAGAAGCGGGCGACCGUGGACCCGGUGAACGAGCAUCACCCGCAAGGCGGCAGUGCCGGGCGGGAUGCGGUGCAGAAAGUGACCAAAACUCCCUUCAUGGCGGGUUCGUCGUCUGCCGCCAGCACCGGUACGGUGGCGCCGGCCGAGGAGGGAGACGCACUGAUCGACGAUGCGCGAGCGUCCUAUCUGCCCACCUACUUUGAAGCGAUCGGCGGUACGGACCCACUGUUCGAGCGUGGACUUGCCGCAACACCCACCACCACCACCACCACCGCAACCAAGUCACCGAGCGUCGCCACGAAGCUGCUGAACGCGCUCAAGCGCAAGCCAAGCUUCAGCAAGGGCGACUCGGCGUCCUCCUCCGCCACCGGCUCCACCGUCCUUACCACGCUCGAGAUGGUGCCGAAGCCGAAGCUAACCGAGCGGCUGAUCUCGCACAAGGGCCACGUGCUCAAGUUUCCCUCGGGCAAGAUCGCGGACGUGCUGAACGAGCUGGCGCCCCGCUCGGUGGUGCUGCGCGAGCGCAUCUUCCAGACGUACCUCGAUCCGCAGCAAACCCUGCCGAAGGAGGCGAUCCAUCUGCGGCACAUCCUCUCGGUGCAGAGCAUCCUGCAGCACAAGUUCGCGGGCGAGGGCCGGCUCGAUCUGCACUGCUUCGAGGUGGUGCUCGGCGUGCCGAAGGGGGCCGGCUCGGCCGGGUCGGCCGGUGGCGGUGCCGGCUCGUCCGCCCUGGCCGCGGCCUCCAUGUCGACGCAUCCGGAUCUGCUGAUCACGAGCGGCACGAGCGGUAAUGUGAAGCUGACGCGCCAAUCGUACAUGUUCGGCACGCACAAGCGGUCGGAUCGGAACCUGUGGAUGGCGAAGAUACUGCAGUCGGUGACGGACGUGUUCGGCGGGGAGGGCGAGCUGCUGCGGGAGUUUUUGCGCGCCGGCUGGUGCUACGUGAAGAAGUCCGUGUCGGCUGGGUGGGCCGGCGCGUGGUUGCUGCUGGCGAAGCGGCGGCUCUAUCUGUACAGCUUCAACGAGCACCGGCUGGAGGAGCUGGACCUGCGCAAGGCGCGCUGCAUCGGGGUGGUGGAGAACGAGCCGGCGACGAUCGGCAACCUGUACGUGGAGGGCGGGCCCAGCCUGUUCAUCGACUGUCCGCCGUACACGACGCUGUACUUCGUGAUGGGGUCGCCGCGCGAAACGCACAUCUGGCUGAAGGUGAUCCGGCAGGUGGCGCACAAGAACGGGCCGACGCUGCACAGCCAGCAGCUGACGCGGGGCGACGUGCCGGUGCUGAUCGACAAGUGCAUCAACUUUAUCUACGCGCACGGCUCGAUGUCGGAGGGCAUCUACCGGAAGUCGGGCUCGCAGUCGGCGGUGGUGCGCAUCCUGCAGCUGUUCAACGAGGACGCGUUCAGCGUGCAGCUGACGCGCAACGACUACAACGAGUACGAUGUGGCGGGCGCGCUGAAGAAGUUCGUCCGCGAGCUGCCGGGGUCGUUCUUCGGCAGCUAUGCCGCCUCGUUCGUGGCGAUCGGGUCGCUGAGCGGGUCGGCCGAUGGGCAGCAGCUGAAGAUUGAGUCGUACCGGCAGCUGCUGGAACGGUUGCCGCGGCUCGAGUACUGCACGCUGAAGAAGCUGCUCGGGCAUCUGGCGUUCAUUGCGUCGCUGGAGGCGCACAACCGGAUGGGCGUGCCGAACCUGGCGAUGAUCUGGGGCUCGGUGCUGCUGGCGAACGCGAGCCAGAACACGGUGCAGGAGGGCCGGGGCGGCUACCAUCAGCAGGACGCGGACGUGGUGGCCGAUCUGAUCCGGCUGUACAGCAGCCUGUUCCCGGUGGACGCCGACGAGCUGUACAAGGAGCAGCUGAUGCUGUCGGUGCUGAAGAAGUACCACGCGGCGGCCGAGAACCUGUCCGACGCGGUGAAGCAUUCCGGCGACCUGAAGGUGUGGAUCACGAUCGACUGUGACAGCCCGCCGGAGGACGAGUCGUUGCGCGUGGUCGGAAGGAAUAGCGUCGGCCGGGAGGAUAAAGCACAAGUAAACGUGGACGUAACGCCGACCAAAACGGCGGCAGACAUCUGCAAGGAGCUGGCAGCCAAAACCAAACAUCCCUGGUACAAGCUGACACUGUACGAGGUCAUCGCAAACGAUGCGCUGAUCCGGCCGAUUCACUACAGCGAGAAGGUUCUGGAGAUUGUGGUUCGCUGGACGUACUGGGACGAGUCGGAUCGCAAAAACAACUACCUGACGCUGAAGCCAACGACCACGCUGAACGAUGUGUACCGAACCAUCCAGAAGGCGCCGGUCCUGACGCCCACGAUGGAGCUGAAGUUUGCCGAGCGCAAGACCAAGUCGCUGCGCAACUACCAGCUGCAGCUGAUCGGGCGCGGGCUGGUCGUGCUGAAAAAGAUGGAAAAGAAGGACAAGGGCUUCGAGGAGGUGCUGAAGAUCGAUCUCGCCCAGAUGACCGCGUACAUCGGGUGCGAACCGAAGCGUGACUGCUCCAGCCUCCGAUGGGCCAUCACGCUGGUGGACCAUGGUUUCAAGAAGAGAACGCGUGAUUCACCCUUCAUCGGGCACGUGUUUGGCGGGUUCGAUUUCGCCAGCCAAAUACUGUGGUACUCCAGCAUUCUUUACAGUCAGUAUAAGGACGACAUUCUGCCGAGCGGGGAUCUGUUUUUCUAACCCCGCCCAUGAUCGAGAAAAUUCCUUAAGCAACUAAGCAGUAAUGGCAGUGGUUUUGUUGAUGCCAUAAAACCUACCAAUUCCACCAACCAAGCGAAGCAGAAAAGCUGCUAGAGCAAAUAGCAUUCGUUAACGUUUUUAUUUUAAAGUAAUAUGUUGUGUUUUAGAGAAAUAUUAGAUUUUUUAUAGCGUGCGUUUUCGAAAGGGGUAGGGGAAGGGUUUAAGUGUAUGUAGUUUAACACGCCAACGAACGAAACAACUCGCGUGUUUCAUGUGAUCGCAGGAAUGCGGAAUUGAGCCAUAUAUAAUAACGUUCAUUCCAAACCUUACGGGCCCAGAGGGUGGCUACCCGUUUGUGUGUGUGUGUGUGCUUCCUGGACCUAAACUUUAUUGUGACAUAUGCUGUUGUGUAAGAUUGAACGAAUAUAGUAUGUGAAUAAAAAAUCGGGAAUCGAUUCGGAACAUGAAAUCGUUUCGCAAAAAAUAAGAUGC
Anopheles gambiae (African malaria mosquito) is the source of this 6388-nucleotide messenger RNA. RefSeq lists its product as uncharacterized. Gene Ontology annotation, biological process: signal transduction. The transcript has 6 exons. The record is from RefSeq and is a predicted model, not a curated record. The coding region runs from base 683 to 5896 and encodes 1737 amino acids. NCBI's taxonomy places the organism in Eukaryota, Metazoa, Arthropoda, Insecta, Diptera, Culicidae.